UAGUGAUUUCUUUCCAAGAAGAUUUGGAAGGAGGAGAGGGAUGAGGGUCCAAGGAGUUCUUCAUUACCAGAACCACCCCAUAACGGGAUCAAACCCAACAGCAGUCUUGCCCGUUACUCUUCAUCAUGCCUCCAACACCCAAAUCCUGAACAAACUGAACUACAAGCACACACGAUGGCAGAGUUUAAGGAUUUGUAGAAUCCCAGAAACACUAGGAUCAAACUCUAGCAAGAGAUUUCCAAGCAUAUUAGCAGCAGCUGCAGCUCAGCCUUCACAGCCUCUGGACCUAACUGAAGAUAACAUCAGGCAGGUCUUAGCCGAUGCAAGAGUCGAAUUUGGUCACCUCUUUGACGCUUCAGUUGGCAUGACAGGACAAGUUGAUCUUGCUGACCUUGAUGGACCCUUUGUGAAGAUCAGUCUCAAAGGCCGGUUUUGGCAUGAAGGCAGCGUUGUUCUGGCUAGGCUGGCCAAUUAUCUCAAGAAGAGAAUCCCAGAAAUUUUGGAGGUAGAUAUAGAAGAUGAGAAACAACUGGAUGAUAGCCCUGCAAACUUUUAGGCUCAGAAAACAAAGGGCAGCAUGCCUGGCAUUCUUGAAAAAUAUAAACCAUCGACGAGCUAGGAUAUAAGCUAUCUAUGUUAGAUCAAAAGCUAGAUACCAGGACGAGGUAUAUGAGGUUAUC
Argentina anserina (silverweed cinquefoil) is the source of this 680-nucleotide messenger RNA. RefSeq lists its product as uncharacterized. The coding region runs from base 41 to 556 and encodes 171 amino acids. Lineage: Eukaryota; Viridiplantae; Streptophyta; Magnoliopsida; Rosales; Rosaceae. The record is from RefSeq and is a predicted model, not a curated record. The transcript has 4 exons.